AUGCUCGCUCGGAGCUCGGAGGGAGCUUUGAAUGGAUCGGAAACGUCUCGCGAGGAGGCGGACGAUCAAGGACUGGCCAAUGCGCAUUCGGAUUUGGUCACUUCACCAACAUCAGAAGUGGCUGGGACGGCGGAUUCGGGUGUGCAGAAGUCACAAAUCGAUCGGACGGUGAGUUGAUGCAAACUCUGAAAUAAAACUAACAGAAAAUGCUUACUUUCAGCACUUCACGGGCUCUGGAACAGAAUCCGAUCCGGAAGAGGCGGAAGCUCCGAGAGACGGGCAGUCUGAUGAGCAGCUCGCUCAGAUCCCGGACGAGGCGGAGCCAAUGGAGGAGGAGCAGGCGCCAGGGCCGAUGGAGGACCGUCAGGAGACCCAGAACGAGCGCAUGGGGCAGCAGGCUCGUGGAUCAACGGCUCGGGAGGAGUACUCGGAGUCGGCGAUGGAGCAAGAGAGAGAGGAGCCGCGGAGAGCUCAGGAGGAACAACGGCGCGGAGAAGAAGCUCAGGAGGAGCAGGCGCGGGGGAGCAGGGAGCGCCAGGAGGAGGCGAUGACAGGGACGAGAGCGAGGAAGACUCUGCAUGCUCACCGAAAAGGCGUCGGAGCAACGAGUCCGAGGACCCGGAUACAGUGGGCACACCACAACACCCACGCCGUGUGUCCGACCUCGAUUAUGACUCGCCGGCGCCGGUUCGCAGAGGCUUUCACACGCCACCGUCUCCACAGUCGCCGCCGUCACGACCAAGCUGCGGGAGGACACCGUCGCCGCUGGCCCCAGCACUCACAAACAAUUCGCUGCGGUCGACGGCGACGGUGUACAAUCUGAGGGAUCUUGUUCGACCGACUCCGCUCAAUGUCGGAGUCCUGAACAGGACGAACCGGAAGAGGGUAAGCAAUGCCGAUACCGGAAUUUCGAGUUGAAAAUUUUGUUUUUUUUAGAAGAGAACCCGAUGCUCAGCGCCAGCGCCCGGUCGGCAGCAGAUCGUGUUCGGGAACCUUGAGUUCCAAAUCGAUCCGUCGGACGACGAGUUCCGAGCACGAAUCGGCGACAUACUGGGCCGACUUGGGUAAGAUUUCAUGAUUUCAAGCGCCAAAAACCGACUAAACACUCAUUAUUUAUAGAAUCGAUUUGGAUUGGGACGCGGCAACGUUCCCGAACGCCUCGCGGGGACGGCAACACCCGAUCUCUCCAAUCUUCUAGACCAUCGUGGAGGUUCCGAAAGCAGUGGCGGAGAAGAUCGGGCGGGCCGUCGCAGAACACCUGGACAGCUUCAAUCAGCUGGAGUACGGCAAUAACGUAGAGGUUUGUUUAUUUCUCGAAAAGAGAAUGUCAGUUUUUGACCACGAAGCUUUGCAGCAGUACGUCAUUGUCGAGCUCCACGACACAAAGGAGUCGCGGACCAGGGACGCAUUUCUGCACGCCGCCGCCAGCAACUUCAGGAUGAUGUACCGUCACGACCGAAACUGCUCCGUCACCGUCUGCCACAAACAUCUACUGGUGACGAGAGACGGUUCAGUCCUCGAGAGGCUGUCCGUGAAGGACAUCAAGGACAAGUUCGCGGCCAACUUCGAUGCGAUCAUGCGGAGCAUCCACCCAACCCAGAGGUCAGGUGUCAAAAUGCUCCUCCAAUGAGAGGAUUCGCCUCGCUAUUUUUUAAUCAUUCUGGAAUAUAUUGAUUUUUGAAAGUUUUAUCGUUUAAUGAAUGUUUUAUGAGUCAGACUCCGUACUCAUCGCAUUCUCACGUUGAAAGCUCAUGGCACCGCAACGCAAAAAGAACACGAAAAAUUAUAAGGAAACCGGAAAAAACGAAAGUUACUUCUGAAAGUAAUGCGAUUGAAUUGAAAGAGAUUCGAGAUAGGCAACAAUUGUUAACUCAUAAUCCUACCAGACUACACAUUCAUAAUCCUAACAGACUACACACAGAAAUGGAGGGAAAGGGCCGUUUUGAUUUACUCGAUAUGUGAGGAGUAAGUAUAAAAGGGCCCCCGUGGGAAAGAAUAGCCAUUCAUUCGGACAUACCAACUUGGCGGACGGUCGGAUCGUCUCGUUCUGCCCGCGUUUUGGGCGGGCGGACUUUCCAGACCCUCUGCUAAUCGAUAUCGAUCCGAUAUUUUUCCACUUGUUCUUUCUCCCCUUUCUCUCCGUUACUUCAUUUUCUCUUUCAUAUGUCAAGUCCAUACGGAAGUGAAGUGCACUCUAUUCCGAAGCUAUUUCAGCUGUGAUCUCUGUAAAGUUCCUUUCUUAUCCGACAAAAGUUGCAUAAAUUUCAUUUUGCUUCUAAAUGCUCACAGGAUAUCACAUUUGGGAGAGUUUCUGAAAAAACUGCGCUGAACUCUCGGAUGCCUCUAUAUGUAGUAGAAACAAACCGUCCUGUUAUUCCUAUGUAUUUUGUGAAAAACCGGAACAAAUGCUCACUUUUUUUGUCGUUCAGAUCGGUGCUCAAUGAGUUGGGCAUAGUGUAGGGUGUGGCAAACAGUAAAAAAAUUGCGUACAUUUCUGAGUAAUUCUUUUCUCCCUGCGAUCAAUUUUUAAACAAAAAUCUUGCCUACCAGUGGUGUCUUUUUCGAAUUAAUAGAACUUUUUAUGUGACUACAAUAGCUUAGAAGAGGUGUAUUCCUCGGGAGUAUCCGUCUGUACGUCCUUCUCUGAGUAGGGCCACAGCGGUGACCUUCGUGACGUGAUUUGCCCCUGUCACGGAGGAAAAAAAUCACCGCCCCCACCUUACACGUGGCGUGGUUGACCCCCUUCUCUACGGGGCGGCGGCUCUGCGGACCGUGGGUACUUGAUGCGGAGUUGCACGGUCCUUACGGAUCAGAUCCCUUCAAGUGACCCUAACGAUAACUUCUUGAAGGAAGCCUGAGAUGAGAGGGAUGUGGGCAGACAGAGACGGGCACUCUUUGGGGUUAACCUCUUGCGCGCAUAUGACUUACAUGUUAGAAUUUUAGUUAGUAGAAGAAACUGCCACACCCUACUUAAACUCUCUCUCUCUCUUCUCUCGCUACGUCGGACACGAGAACCCACAAGGAUCUUCGGAAGGCGAGGAAUAGUCAAGAAACUUCCCACUCUUGAUGCAAGCAGUGACUGCCACUUUUCGAAGUGUCAGUCAUUAGGAUCUGAUAGAGUAGGAGGGAGGCGCAUUCCGCCGAGCACUUUGUGAGUUUGCAAGCAGAAUAAGAAUCAUAACAAUUGAAUGUUUCAGACGUGCACAGGUGUGUCAAUUCUCGCGUUACACGCACAAAUCGGCCUGUACGAGGAGGAGCGGGUAAAGCUGUACCAGAAAUUGGUCGAGAAGGACGACGAGAUCCAGAAGGUGUCGCAGGAGCUCGAGAAGCUCCGACAACAGGUGCUUCUGCAAGAGGAGGCACUGCAGACGAUGCUCGAGAACGAGGAGAUCAUCCGCGAAGAGAACUCGCGCAUUCAGAAAGAGGCCGACGACAAGCAGCAGGAGGGCAAGGAGAUGAUGACGAAGAAGUCAAGAAACUUCCCACUCUUGAUGCAAGCAGUGACUGCCACUUUUCGAAGUGUCAGUCAUUAGGAUCUGAUAGAGUAGGAGGGAGGCGCAUUCCGCCGAGCACUUUGUGAGUUUGCAAGCAGAAUAAGAAUCAUAACAAUUGAAUGUUUCAGACGUGCACAGGUGUGUCAAUUCUCGCGUUACACGCACAAAUCGGCCUGUACGAGGAGGAGCGGGUAAAGCUGUACCAGAAAUUGGUCGAGAAGGACGACGAGAUCCAGAAGGUGUCGCAGGAGCUCGAGAAGCUCCGACAACAGGUGCUUCUGCAAGAGGAGGCACUGCAGACGAUGCGCAAGAACGAGGAGAUCAUCCGCGAAGAGAACUCGCGCAUUCAGAAAGAGGCCGACGACAAGCAGCAGGAGGGCAAGGAGAUGAUGACGAAGAAGUCAAGAAACUUCCCACUCUUGAUGCAAGCAGUGACUGCCACUUUUCGAAGUGUCAGUCAUUAGGAUCUGAUAGAGUAGGAGGGAGGCGCAUUUCCGCCGAGCACUUUGUGAGUUUGCAAGCAGAAUAAGAACCAUAACAAUUGAAUGUUUCAGACGUGCACAGGUGUGUCAAUUCUCGCGUUACACGCACAAAUCGGCCUGUACGAGGAGGAGCGGGUAAAGCUGUACCAGAAAUUGGACGAGAAGGACGACGAGAUCCAGAAGGUGUCGCAGGAGCUCGAGAAGCUCCGACAACAGGUGCUUCUGCAAGAGGAGGCACUGCAGACGAUGCUCGAGAACGAGGAGAUCAUCCGCGAAGAGAACUCGCGCAUUCAGAAAGAGGCCGACGACAAGCAGCAGGAGGGCAAGGAGAUGAUGACGAAGAAGGGCGAAGAACAGUCAAGAAACUUCCCACUCUUGAUGCAAGCAGUGACUGCCACUUUUCGAAGUGUCAGUCAUUAGGAUCUGAUAGAGUAGGAGGGAGGCGCAUUUCCGCCGAGCACUUUGUGAGUUUGCAAGCAGAAUAAGAACCAUAACAAUUGAAUGUUUCAGACGUGCACAGGUGUGUCAAUUCUCGCGUUACACGCACAAAUCGGCCUGUACGAGGAGGAGCGGGUAAAGCUGUACCAGCAAAUUGGACGAGAAGAACGACGAGAUCCAGAAGGUGUCGCAGGAGCUCGAGAAGCUCCGACAACAGGUGCUUCUGCAAGAGGAGGCACUGCAGACGAUGCUCGAGAACGAGGAGAUCAUCCGCGAAGAGAACUCGCGCAUUCAGAAAGAGGCCGACGACAAGCAGCAGGAGGGCAAGGAGAUGAUGACGAAGAACAGGGCGAAGAACAGUCACGAAACUUCCCACUCUUGAUGCAAGCAGUGACUGCCACUUUUCGAAGUGUCAGUCAUUAGGAUCUGAUAGAGUAGGAGGGAGGCGCAUUUCGCCGAGCACUUUGUGAGUUUGCAAGCAGAAUAAGAACCAUAACAAUUGAAUGUUUCAGACGUGCACAGGUGUGUCAAUUCUCGCGUUACACGCACAAAUCGGCCUGUACGAGGAGGAGCGGGUAAAGCUGUAGCAGCAAUUGGACGAGAAGAACGACGAGAUCCAGAAGGUGUCGCAGGAGCUCGAGAAGCUCCGACAACAGGUGCUUCUGCAAGAGGAGGCACUGCAGACGAUGCUCGAGAACGAGGAGAUCAUCCGCGAAGAGAACUCGCGCAUUCAGAAAGAGGCCGACGACAAGCAGCAGGAGGGCAAGGAGAUGAUGACGAAGAAGUCAAGAAACUUCCCACUCUUGAUGCAAGCAGUGACUGCCACUUUUCGAAGUGUCAGUCAUUAG
Caenorhabditis sp. 36 PRJEB53466 is the source of this 5262-nucleotide messenger RNA. NCBI's taxonomy places the organism in Eukaryota, Metazoa, Nematoda, Chromadorea, Rhabditida, Rhabditidae. The record is from the annotation of a GenBank genome assembly.